AAGGGCUCCCCCUCCACUUCUGCUCUCUUUGUCCGUCUCUUCCAUUCUCUUCAAGUUUCUCUCAAAUACGUUCACUGUAAAUCACCGAUUUUGCAAAAUCCAACCGUCCGAUCUUCGAUCCGACCGCAUUUUCACCGUGAAAGUGGCCCUGAGAUAGAAGUAGGGCCAGAUUUCCAGGAUUUUACUCAACCUUUUUCCAGGCUCAGGCUUGAGUUACUCCUUUCCAGACUUUAGUUCUUGUUGAGAUUCUGUAGCAGAAGCAACGUUUCUUGGAUUGUUGCAAUGAGGAAUAGCGAGCGUUUUGCUAAUAUUGCCCUAGCAGGUUUGACUUUGGCACCGCUGGUUAUAAAGGUAGAUCCAAACUUAAAUGUAAUUUUGACCGCAUGCUUAACGGUUUACGUGGGUUGCUACCGCUCAGUAAAGCCAACUCCUCCUUCAGAAACAAUGUCUAAUGAACAUGCUAUGCGUUUCCCUUUAGUUGGGAGUGCGAUGCUUCUGUCGCUAUUCUUACUGUUUAAGUUUCUGUCCAAGGAUUUGGUUAAUGCCGUUUUGACAUGCUACUUCUUUGUACUCGGCAUUGUUGCUCUAUCGGCAACACUGCUACCUGCAAUCAGACGUUUCUUGCCAAAGCAUUGGAAUGAAGACAGCAUUGUUUGGCGUUUCCCCUAUCUCCGUUCAUACUCCAUUCAUUCUUCUGCCUCCGGUCUACCUCUCGAUCCUGUGAUGAUGGGUGCUGCCGUGGAACGUGGAGGGAAGUCCAUCGGCAGACUUGCAUUAGGUUGCCGGGAAAACAUAGUGAGUGUAGCACUCAGGUGCUGGCUCAAACCUGAGAAUUCUUCUCUAAGGAUUCCCACUUCUAUCGUCUCUAGCCUCUCAUGUACUUGCUCGUGGUUCUGUUGGAGGCCUAGCUGCAAAGCAUCCAGCUUCAACUCCAGUUGUUUUAUUCUGGUGCCUUCUGCUAUCCUCCUCGCUGAUACCCACAACUGUUUCCUACCUUGUUCGUUGGAACCACCCGGCCAAGCUUUGGAGGUUGAGUUCACAAGGUCUCAGAUUGUUGCAGCAAUCCCUGGAACUUUUUUCUGUGCCUGGUAUGCUUCACGGAAGCAUUGGCUGGCUAACAAUAUACUGGGCCUCUCAUUCUGCAUUCAGGGAAUUGAAAUGCUAUCACUUGGAUCCUUCAAGACUGGUGCCAUCCUUCUGGCUGGACUUUUUGUAUAUGAUAUUUUCUGGGUUUUCUUUACCCCAGUGAUGGUUAGUGUUGCCAAGUCUUUUGAUGCUCCUAUAAAGCUUUUAUUCCCAACAGCAGAUGCUGCACGCCCAUAUUCGAUGCUUGGACUUGGGGACAUAGUUAUCCCAGGCAUUUUUGUAGCAUUGGCUUUGCGUUUCGAUGUCUCCAGGGGAAAAGCAAGCCAGUAUUUCAAGAGUGCUUUUCUUGGAUACACAGUUGGUUUGGUUCUUACCAUUAUAGUCAUGAAUUGGUUCCAAGCUGCACAGCCUGCAUUACUAUAUAUAGUACCGGCUGUUAUUGGAUUUUUGGCAGCUCAUUGCAUGUGGAAUGGUGAUGUCAAACAGUUGUUGGAGUUUGACGAAUCGAGGACUAGUGGUGGUUCAUCACAAGAAGAAGAUGAUGCCAAGUUGAGCAAGAAAACGGAGUAAGACAAAGAAUUAAAACAUUACUAGUGGUCCAAAAAGCUAGAACAACUACUUUGAUCAUAUUUUGGUGUGCAACUACUGCACCGCCAUUUCUGUCGUAGCUGAGUUUUUGAAUUGAGAGUUGAUUAAAUAUUAUUAGCGUUUAAUAACAAGGUUACAAAUUUAGAUU
Diospyros lotus (date-plum) is the source of this 1822-nucleotide messenger RNA. Its product is annotated as signal peptide peptidase-like. Gene Ontology annotation, biological process: membrane protein proteolysis. Gene Ontology annotation, cellular component: cytoplasmic side of endoplasmic reticulum membrane; lumenal side of endoplasmic reticulum membrane; membrane. NCBI's taxonomy places the organism in Eukaryota, Viridiplantae, Streptophyta, Magnoliopsida, Ericales, Ebenaceae. The record is from RefSeq and is a predicted model, not a curated record. The coding region runs from base 283 to 1656 and encodes 457 amino acids. Gene Ontology annotation, molecular function: aspartic endopeptidase activity, intramembrane cleaving. The transcript is spliced from 15 exons.